CGCGUUGUGUUCUCUUCGCCUCGAUUGCAUUAGUCUGCGAUCGAUUGAAAGCCUGAAGCCAAAUUGGGACAGACGAACCUCCACGAUUUGUCUAAAAUCCGCAAUCAUAUUUGAACUUCGCAAUGGGCCUUGCUUACCUUAGAGUCUCUAUGGCUCACUGGUAAAGCAUCGGAGCGCGGAAUCCGAAAGGUCCGAUUCCUCAUGGGGACUCAGAAUUUUUUCUUUGUCCCACGCUCGUGACUAGAUGAAAACACAUCUUUCUCUAUCCACGAUCUAGUUGUCAGAAACCUGCGUUCCUUUUGUCCCAAAUAUUACCGGAGAGACAGUGAGUAACGAAGCAGCUCUUUCGAUUAAACCAGGUGGCAAUAUUCCGCUUCCAAUAUAAAAUCAUUUUGAAACCUUAGUUCUAUAUAGAAGCAUAGAAAUAGAUGUUAAUCGAAUCGAUUUCUCCGCACCAGUAGUGUAUUUACUUCAAACAUUCAACUCUGAGAAGCUUUUGACGUUGACAUUUUAAUAGUGUCAAGACAUUCUCUCCCAUCCAAAUCAUGCGACAAGAUCACAUGUGGAUUAGAGUUCAAACUCCAAGUAGCUGGUUGCUGGAAACUGGACACGAAUUUCCGGAGAAACAUCAAGCUGCGAGGGAAAGGAUUCGUGUUUUGUUACAUGUCACGCAAGCUCCGUCGUAAUUAUUAACGAAAGACUUUAAAUUCCGCGUCAGAGGGGUUCUACACAAAUUCAACUGAAAAUGACAUAUGAAGAAUGGUCUCCGUGGCUUUCAUCCACCUCGUAAAGGUUCUGGCCAUUACUUAAGGGAACACAAAUCUCAUGGAGACAAUUCCCUGGAGUGACGUGAUAAUUGUGGAAAUUUGACAACCCAGAGAAAGAACGUUGAUUAUUUUGCUAUUGUUUAAUUCAAUAGCGUCUAUUAUUCCUCCAUUGAUUUCUACAUGUGUGGGCUUUCACGCAACUUUAUCCACUGAAAAUACGAAAAUCCUACCGACCUUAGCCGUGAUCGCAUUUACUAAGGAGCAUUUAUCCAACGUUUCCACCGUUUGCGUGUAAUAUUCCUCAUGAUAUCAUGACACGAAAGGCAGUCUCCUUUCAUGAAUAAAACAAAAGCGUUUAAAUCAACUGAUGCAAACCGCCCGAGCAAUUGUUCCCUCAAGACAAUGAAAUGGAUGGAAGUCAUGCAAGGUCAACCUGGAAUUCUUAAAAAAAAAAAAAAAAAAAGGUAAAGAAUUACUUGACUGAAAUUGAUAUAAGACCUCGUGAUAAGCCAUGAUCUGAAAAUUAAUUUCAGGUAAGAAUAAACAUACCCCCAUUAACAUUCGUGAAGCUCAUUAUUAUUUAUAUUGUUUUGUGGAAAUUGACCUCCUAAGCAGGGGGGGUCGUUUUUUGUAAACAAGCGUGACAGCAUAACGCAUCAAGUCAAUAACACGCGGACAUCACAUGACAAGGCGGUAAACAGGCCAUUGUUGACGUCCGGUUAGUCAGUCUUUUACUUUGCCGGCGGCAAAAACUUGAGUUAACACGCGGUGGUCAAAGCACGUUACUGGAUUAUUCCACACGAUUUUUUAUAAACCGGUCUACACCUCGAGAAAGAAUGCUGUCCACCAUGCGAAAGGUUUGCUUUUCUUCUUCCCGCAUUAUUCGUCCUCUCGUUAAUUCGACCGACAUCUUGGUUCGUGGUGCACAUCAAGCGAAAGCCCAAGCACCAAGCGCCACUGUGAACACAAGUGAACAUGAUUUGAAACUGGUCAACGGUGCCCUGUUGAAAAAUCCUCGCUCCGAGUAUAGAAUGGUCCGUCAAUACCAAGGAAAGAUUAAGGCUGUGAUCUUGGACUGGUCUGGCACUGUUUUGGAUUGCGGCGUCUACUCACCAGCUGUUGUGUUCAAUGAAGUCUUUAAAAAUGAGGGAGUCCCAAUCACAAUGGAAGAGGCAAGAGAGCCCAUGGGAAUGCACAAAAGGGUGCACAUCCGUAAGGUCACAGAGAUGGAGUCUGUACGAAGGAGAUGGUUUGAAAAGUUUGGUCGCUUUCCCAAUGAGGAUGAUGUGGAAAGAAUGUUUCAGAACUUUGUUCCUUUGCAACUUGACUGUAUUUUGGACUACUCUCAGAUGAUAACUGGUGCAGUUGACACUGUUAAUUACCUGCGUAACAACAUGAACCUGAAGAUUGGGUCCACAACCGGAUUCACUAAAUCCAUGAUAGAUGUACUGAAGGUGGCUGCCACUAAGCAGGGCUAUACUCCUGAUUGUUAUGUUGCAGCAGAUGAGGUACCACAAGCCCGACCUUACCCUUACAUGGUUUGGUUGAGUGCUAUUAGACUGGAUGUCAAUCCCAUCGAAGCCCUUGUUAAAGUUGAUGACACAGCUGAUGGAGUCAGGGAAGGUACAUCUGCAGGCUGCUGGAGUGUAGGACUUGCUAAAACAGGUUUGAAUGAAGAAGAGAUCGCCAGCCUGAAUGAUGAUGACCUUGAAAGGAAGCUGAAACGUUCUUAUGAUAUCCUGGCCAAUGCUGGUGCUCAUUACGUAAUUGAUUCCAUUAGUGAUCUGCCUCCAGUUAUUGAAGAUAUCAACCGACGCCUUGCCUCUGGAGAAAAGCCAUGAACAAUAAUAACAAAGCAGUUAAGGUUAUUAUAACAAUCUGACCUAGUUGCUAAGAAUUAUUUUUAAGUUCUCAGUUUCCAGCUUUUCUUCUUAUUUUCAGUGUUGUGAUUUUUAGGCUACUUGAAGGUUUGAGACAAUCUUAUGGAAGCAUUGCAGUGUCCCUUUUGAAAAACAUAUUGCACCCUUUUAUGUGUCAAGUAAUUUUGCUGAAAGCAAUAUAGACUUAAAGAGACUAAGCAAUCUAAGAUUCUCAGACUCAAAUAGUUACAUGUACAGGUCAAAUCCUCUUUUAAUUGGUAACAGCAGAUUUUAGUUGAGGUGUAGUUAAGUGUGAAAUGGGUGUGGUUAUGAUCACAACAGGACACAGGAGAAUUUGACUUUUCCCUUUCAUGAACAAGUACUGAACUUGCAAAAGAUAAUUUUAAUAUGUAUAAGAUUUCAAUAGGUAACAAGCAAAUAUGAUGAAAUUCUGGCAUGUAACUGACAAUUUUUAAACAAGAUAGUUACAAACUCUUGACUGAUCUCAGAUGUCUUGUUCAAUUUUCACUCCCAGUUUUCUUAGAAAGGAUUGUUAGUUUUCAAAGUAAAUUACACGAAAAGUUAAAGUUGAAAUUUUAUAUAAUUCUUAUCUAAAAUAUUCCAUAAUGAUAUUGUAACUUAAUGUAUUUAUGAUAUAUUUAGGAAGACAGUCAAUCAUUGCAUAAUAUCAAGAAUUGGUGAAACUAUGCAAAGACAUGAAAAUCAAUGUUGAUUUUUUUAAGUUUCAUUUUAUUGCUUCUUUUUAUUCAACUAAGUAUAUUCAUGCACCGCAUAGUAAUAAAAUAAGAGUUUCUUCAGA
This is a messenger RNA of Pocillopora damicornis (cauliflower coral), 3446 nucleotides long. RefSeq lists its product as uncharacterized. Gene Ontology annotation, molecular function: phosphoglycolate phosphatase activity; phosphonoacetaldehyde hydrolase activity. Lineage: Eukaryota; Metazoa; Cnidaria; Anthozoa; Scleractinia; Pocilloporidae. The record is from RefSeq and is a predicted model, not a curated record. Gene Ontology annotation, biological process: DNA repair; organic phosphonate catabolic process; dephosphorylation. Gene Ontology annotation, cellular component: cytosol.